AUGAUUGUUAACAACUUUUCCCUAUCAGAUAGUGACAAUAACAUUAUAAAUAAGAAAGACUUUUUAAAGAGCAAUGAAACGAACUCUUACCAUAGUGUCGAUCCGAUUGUCAUGAGUGAAGAAGAAAGCAUAAAUACAUGCUAUGAUAAUAAAUUAAAACACACAACUAUUCAGUUGAAUACAACUAAUGACUAUUUCGCUAGAAAAAAUAAAAAAUUUAAUAAAUACAAAAAUAUUAUAUUAGCAUUAAAGAUAUUUAACGAAAGUCUCGAUUUUACGAGCGGCAACAUAAUAAAUACCUUUAUCCAGGAAAGAAGCAGAAAAGAGGGGAGAAAAAAGGGAACAAAUAGGGGAGCAAAUAAGGGAGAAAAAAAGGGAGCAAAUAAGGGAGCAAAUAAGGGAGAAAAAAAGGGAGCAAAUAAGGGAGCAAAUAAGGGAGAAAAAAAGGGAGAAAAAAAGGGAGCAAAUAAGGGAGAAAAAAAGGGAGCAAAUAAGAUAGGACACACGAUAGAACACAAGAUAUACAGAGAGGGGCCGAAACGAAAGGCACCAUUACUAAACAGCUGUACAAAUCAUAAAAAACGUUAUUCUAAAAAUGAACCAACUGAAACUAGGAGGAAAUAUAGAAUAAUUAAAAAUAUAAAACGAAUUAUUAAAAGAAUACAAUAUAAAACUUAUUACAAACAUAUACAGUAUUAUAAACAAGUUAGAAAGUUAUGGUUAUUACAUUAUCUUUUAUGCUCCAAAAAAAAGAAAAAAUAUAUAUACGUGAAUAAGCGUAAUAAAUGCAUUCGCAAGAGUACAUUAAAUACGCAUUCAGACUACAAACAUACCUUCAAUUCAAUUACUCUUAACAUGAGUGAUAUGAACAAUGAUUUGACUUUUGAGGAAAAAGAAAGUGACAUGAAUGAGAGGGAAGACAAGGAAGCAGAAGAGAGUGAAAGGGAAGGUAUAGAAAGGGAAGAGGAGGGAAUGUCUAACAAUAUGGGUUUGUUUUGCAAUGUAGAGGGUAAUGCAGAUAGUAAGGAAAAGAGCACUAGUAACCCUGCUGAGAAAAGUUAUGAAAGGAUACAAAGUGCAAAUAAGAGGGGGGAAUGGGGAAAGCCAAAUAGUUUCUCUCCCUUCUCAGGGAAUGUACAAAACUUGUCAGAACAACAACAAAAAAAUAUGUUUUAUUAUAAUAGCAAUGAAAACAGUAAGGAAGAGCAUUAUCUAAAUGAUAAUCGUAAAUAUGACUUCGUUUCUGAAGGGGAAUUAAAGAAUAAGGCAACUACAAAUGAUGACAAAUUGUCCAGUUUUGUAAGUAACACUAUUCUAAAGGGUGAAAAUAAAUGCGAUCAUUAUUCCCUUUUAUAUUUUAAUGAAAAUUAUGGAAAUGAUGAAUUAAAAAGAGUGGACACUUCGAUAUUCAGUGGCAGUGGUAACAAAAGUAGUAGUUGUAUUGCUAACUGCUGUUGUGGUAAUAAGGAUAACAACACUUACAGCAAUAUGACGAACAUCAAUGCAGAAGGAAAUGAAGAGGGGUACAAUUAUUCUCCUAAAAGUAAUACAAAUACGAAGACAAACUUUUUAUUCAGUAAUAGAAGUACGUUGCUUAGUAAGAGUAAUAAGUUAAGUGCGAGGGAAAUGCGCUAUGAUAACGAUGAAAACAAUGAGCAUGAUAAAAACAAUGAGCAUGAUAAAAACAAUGAUCAUGAUAAAAACAAUGAGCAUGAUAAAAACAAUGAGCAUAAUAAAAACAAUGAGCAUGAUAAAAACAAUGAUCAUGAUAAAAACAAUGAUCAUGAUAAAAACAAUGAUCAUGAUAAAAACAAUGAGAACGAUUUAAUAAAAUAUACGUAUUAUGGGUUCGGCGAAAGAGCCUUUAAAGGGUGUAGUGGAAGCAUGGGACAUAUCAACAACAACCUUACAAGAAUAGGUGAAGUCAAUUUUUUACGGGAAGAUAUAUUUAAAAAAAGAAAUACGUGUAACAGGAAUAUUUGCAACAGAGAGAAUAAAAAGUAUGUAGAGUACAUCAAGGGGGUAUAUCAUAAAGGGGUAGAUCACAAAGAGGUGGGUCGUAAAGAGGUGGAAUGCAAAGCAACUGAUCACAAGGGUGCAAAUGGCAACGGAUCAGACCAAAAAAUCCCUUUUGGAAUAAAAAAAAAAAUUUUACUGGAAAUAGAACGCAGUAAGAACAAUGAGCACAAGGAUAAAAUGAUACUAAAAUUCAAAUCACUGAGUGAUGUUAAAAAUGGAAGUAAUAAUGGCACAGUGGGUGUUAUAAACACGAUGCAGAAUAACAUGAUAUAUGAAGACGAUUAUUUGUAUAAAUAUAAAUGGAUAGAACGUUCACAUGGGAGUAAUACACUAACUAGUAAGAGAGAAGUAGAGGAUACAUACAAAGAAGAAGGAAAUAAAAUUGGUAACCAUAAUUCUAAUUAUAUGUAUAAAAAUUUUUUUCCUUCAUCAUUUUACGCAAAUUCGUUUUAUGACAAUGAACGCAUUUCAUACAAUGAUAAUGAUAAUGAUUCCCAUUUGCAUAUUAGUAAGAACAGAAAUAUAUCAGUUCAUCCAUUGAAAAAUUUUAAAAAUAAUAAUUCGAUUAACUGUUUUAGUACCCUGUCUAAUGGCUACAAAAAUAAGGUUAACCAUUUUUUUGUAGAGGAAAAGAACAUAUUUUUUGACUCCAUCCGAAAUAUUAUACGUUUAACGAAAGAGAUAAAAAAAAUUAGAAUAAAUUUAGAAAUAGAAAGGAAAUAUUCAUUUGUUUUAUGCGAUGAAAAGAAAAAAGAUGAAUUCAACAAUUUGAUAGGUUAUUUAACAUAUCAAAAAACGAUUAGAAAAAAAUUAAAAAAAUAUUAUUUCGAUAAAAUUAAUAAAGGCUUCUUCACUUUCUUGCUUCGAAGCAAUUAUGCCAAUUUUACUUUCUCAGAAAAAGAAGUGCAGUUAUUAAAAAAGUGGAAUGAAUUUAAAUUAAUGGAAUUAAACAAUAAGGACAGUAGUAGUAACAAUGCUGAUAGUGGGGGAAGCACCAAAGAAUGCGCGGGUAGUUCCACCGCUGGCGGUAUUGCAAAUGGAGCAGUUAAAUUGGGUAAAGCAGUUAGGGAGGGAAAAGCAGUUAGAGAGGGAAAAGCAGUUAGAGAGGGAAAAGCAGUUAGAGAGGGAAAAGCAGUUAGAGAGGGAAAAGCAGUUAGAGAAGGAAAAGCAGUUAGAGAGGGUAAAGCAGUUAGAGAGGGUAAAGCAGUUAGAGAGGGUAAAGCAGUUAGAGAGGGUAAAGCAGUUAAAGCAGUUAACGCAGUUAAUGCAGAUAAAGCAAAUGGUGACAAGGGUUGGAGGACCUGUCAAAACGAUAUGCUAUCGGAGCAGCUGUACAAUUGUGGGAAAAUAUGUACCUUUAAUAAAGGUGCGCUUACUAUUGGGAGAUCCAUAGAUGGGAACGAGAGAGACGAAGAAAUGUGCAAAGAGGGUGAAAUACAAAUGGAUCGACCGAAAGAGUUUGUCGCGGAAAAAUACGACUCGCAGUACUAUAUAGCACAACAUUAUUUAUCACAAAAUAGUGUAAGUAAAAAACAUAGCGUAUGGAAAAAAGCAAACGAUGAAAUGCAGAACUACAGUAAGAGCCAAAUUAGUAGUGACAGAUUAUUGUCUUAUUUGAAAGGGUAUUUAAGGGAUGAACAGAUGAAUUUAUUUGUACAGGGUAAGAGGUACACAAGUAGCAUUUCACAUAUUCCACAUGAAUCUUAUUUUAAAUACUGUGAAAAGAAUAAAACAAAUAUAUUUAAUGUAUUUUUAUUUUUUAAAAAUAUUAGAAUUAAAAAUAUACAGAAGAAAUUCAAAAAAAAAUUAUAUAAUCAACAUCAUAUUUAUUUUUCCAAAAUUUAUGAUGGUAGUAAAAUGUUAUUUCAUAUAAAAUAUGUAUUUGUGAAAUUAGUAAAAAAAAAAAUUACAGACAUUAUCUGUUUACAUAUAAAUGAUUGUUUUGUAAAUAAUACCAUAUGCUUUUUUUUGUCCCUUUUCUUAUUUAUUUUCAAAAAUAUUCAAACAAUCAAAAUAAUAAGGUGUCGCAUACAUUAUUCCUACUUUUUCCUAUUUUUAAACUACUUGAAGAAAAAUCGAUUGAAGCACUUUUUUUUCAUGGGUAACAAUAUUAUUUAUGACCAAACAAUAUAUAACAAGAACAAUUGGGAUAACAAUAAACUUAAUAAAAAUUUUAUUAUUUAUUUUAACGUAAAUUAUAUUAAGAAAACCAAAAAGGGGGGAGCGGAAAAAGAGAAAAAAAAAAUUACAGCCAAAAAAGUGGAAGAAGAAGAUAAAACGACAUUACAAGGGGCUAAUAAGAGAAAUGAGAAUAGGACAGAGUCGUUUCUAAAUACUCAAAAAAUAAAACAAAAAAAUAUCACCACAGGAACGACAACAAUAAUGACAAAAAAAAAAAAAAAAAGCAAAAAUAAUGCAACAAAUGCCAAACAGAGAAGCAGCACUUCAUUACCAUACGAUGAUAACAGAAUAAUGUUUAAGAAAAAAAAUAAAAUUCUCUUCUUUGACAGUAACUGCUUUUAUAACUGCUUCGUGUUAAAACAGGGAAAAGGGGUAAAGACUGCAACUAGACACUCCGAAAUUGCAGCCAAGAGGGGCUCUGACCGAAUAUCACAAGAAGGGGUUAAAUCGGAGAAUGGAUGGAUAAACAACGUGGUAGACAACGUGGUAGACAAUGGAGUAGGGCAAGAUGAACUACCGAAGCAGUAUGAACAAGGCAUGCAUAGUAAAGGAAGUGGAAAUGGAGUUAACUGUGUACCGUUAAAUAGUUCUAAGAACGUUAAUAAUAAUGCGGAGGGGGAAGAAUGCGAAGCAGAAAUAUUCAUGCUAUCAUCAGAGAGAAAAAAAGAAGGCGAUAAGAUAAGUGAAAGUAUUAACUACAGUAAUGAGUAUAGUUACAAAAAAAUUAAUACAUAUAACAUAUAUAGCUGUUCAUCUGAUAGUGAAGAAAAUACAUCGGACGACUCUUUGCAGGAAUUAAACGAAUGUUUGUCUACAUUUCAAAGAAAAACACUAGAAAAUUUAAAUUUGAAUAAACUAAAAACUCUAAAAUUGUGUUCAAAUAAGCUAAAUGAUGAUGCACUUAUGUAUAUAUCUACAUUAAUAAAAAAAAAGAAAUUAAAUAAUAUGAAAAUAUUAGAUCUAAGAUGGAAUAACUUUACGUACAAAAGUUUGUUAACACUAUCAUUUGCGCUGACAAACACGGUCAUAAAUGAUUCGUGGAAUUCCAACAAGAGUAACGGUAGUAUUAGAAAUGGUAGCAAUAGAAGCGGUAGCAAUAGAAGCGAUAGAAAUAGAAGCGGUAGCAAUAGAAGCGAUAGAAAUAGAAGCGAUAGAAAUAGAAGCGAUAGCAAUAAAAGCGGAAGAAAUAAAAGCGGAAGAAAUAGCAGCAAGAGUAACUACCUCAAUAGCAGUAAUAAUGGUGAGGGGAAAAGAAAAAAAAAAUUAAAAUUAAGCAAACUUCUUUUAUCGGGAAAUAACAUUAACAGCUCUUUGUAUUCCUCCUUUUUGUCAAGUUUCUGUACAUGCAAUUUCGUAGUAGUAAAGGUGUUAGACUUUUCCAUGAAUAAAAUAGACAAUGAGUGUUUCCCAAUUACUCUGAAAUAUUUUAAACACAUACUGCAGUUACAGAAAAGGACAAAAACAAAAAACAAAAAUUAUCAAGUAUUUAUAAAUCUAGAUCAUAAUAAUUUGAAAAAUUCCAUUUAUAUUAACAAAUUAAUAAAAAUUUUAACAAAAUUUUCAAUAAAAAAUUAUGAACAAAAUGAAUUCACACAUAAGCUCUGUGCCAGAAAAAAAAAAUGUCCUGUGUUAUUUAGCCUACAAUAUAAUAAUAUAAAAAAUGUAGAUACAAAUGAAGAGUACAAGAAAUGUAAACAUAGAAUUAAAUUUUGA
Messenger RNA from Plasmodium malariae, 5913 nucleotides. Its product is annotated as conserved Plasmodium protein, unknown function. The transcript has a single exon. Bases 1 to 5913 code for a protein of 1970 amino acids. The record is from RefSeq and is a predicted model, not a curated record. Lineage: Eukaryota; Apicomplexa; Aconoidasida; Haemosporida; Plasmodiidae.